Messenger RNA from Trichobilharzia regenti, 3810 nucleotides. The record is from the annotation of a GenBank genome assembly. NCBI's taxonomy places the organism in Eukaryota, Metazoa, Platyhelminthes, Trematoda, Strigeidida, Schistosomatidae.
CACGUGUCGUCAUAUUUCAACUCACAAACCACUCAAUGAUAUAUAUAUAUAGCACCACUAAUAACUAAACCAAUAGAAAUACAAUUUAAUUAUAGUCUGAGAUCGAUUGAGGUCAAUUAAACUUCUUUGUUAUUAUUAUUUUUUUAAAUAGUAAAAAUAACUAAGAGCAGAUUAGUGUUCUUCUGUUACACUAACUACUAGUAGUAACACGUCUUUAUCAUCCAUUCUUGUGAAUAACUUUAAUUAUUGAUUACAAUGAUACGUAAUACCUAUAGUCAACCUCUAUUGAUUUAAUUCUUUUAUCUAUUGCAAUAAGAUUUAUUUGUACAUAUAUAUCUUAUAUCAAAUGAUGUCAAUUGGACAGUUACGUAUAUCCCGAUUAAAUCCUGAAUUCACAUCUAAUUCUAAACGUUAUAAAUCACUCGAUUCUUACGAUUCGGAGAUAAGUCGAUCGAAAAAGUAUACACAAGACUUCAACGAUGAUAUAAAUGAUGUAAGUGCUCAACCUGGCGAAAUCUUAUCUGGAAACAAUAAUUCUGAAGCAGUACAAGAAGAAUUGAGUGGUUUAAGUUUAAACAUGUCCAGUAACUUAUCAAUUGGAAAUCAUCGAAAGGAUACUCACAAUAAUCCCACUGUGAAAAAUAAUAGUAAUAGUAAUAAUCAAGAGAAUAGUGGAGUCAGUGAAUUUUCAGAUGUACAUAACACUAAUGAAAAUAUUUCAUUGAAUCCUCAAAUACUUCAUCAAAAUUCAACCAGAGAUUUCAAUCAGUUCAAUGACAUAUCUCAAAUGAUGGAACGAAGUGAUCCAAUUUCCAGUAAUCGUGAUAGAAUUGAAGAUAGAAUGAAUUCUAUUAACCAUGGAAGUGGAAAAGGUUUACUACGGCGGUAUAACACUGUACAGAUGUCGAAUACAACAGCUAGGGACUUAAGAAGUCACCAUAACCUUUCAAAAAGUGUAGUUAAUUCAGGUAGUCCUCAGCCCUAUGAUAGCAGUCAAGUAACAUCGCCUGAUGAUACCCAACUGAGUAUGUCGUUGCCACCACAGCCAUCAAAUAUUUCCAAAUAUGCAGACACUGACAAUCUCCAGUCAUUUUCAACUCUUCAUACAAGUCUUCCAGUAACAAAUGACAAAUCAUUUCAGGUUUUGCAAGCAUUAAAUAAUGUUAUAGAUAACAAUAGAGUUUAUACAGAUGGACAUAUGCGAUUCCGCUCAAUGCAUGGAGGUGCAGAGGAUCCUAAAUUCCCCUACACUAGAAUGAAUUCAAAGACAUCCGUUGAUGAUGUAUCUCCUGACUGCGUCCAACCUGUAGAUAUUCAAAAGAUUCACAAUGAAAUUAUCGCUAAAGACAGCAAGAGAAAAACAGUGAUAAAUCCUGGUGGGAGCCCAUCAGCACCUACCAGCUCCUUCAGUCAACGUGGAAAGAUAAGUGGUGCAACACUUUCAUUUCAUCAUAUUUCUUACGAAGUAAAACUCCGUAAAGCAACCUGUAGUAAGCCAGUCAUAAAAACUGUCUUGAAUGAUAUAAGUGGAAUACUUCGACCUGGAAUGAAUGCGCUGAUGGGACCAACCGGUGGUGGUAAAUCCUCACUUUUAGAUGUAUUAGCUGGACGUAAAGACCCAAAAUUUCUUACUGGAAGAGUUCUUAUAGAUGGCAGACCACAACCGAAGAAUUUCAAGUGCAUUUCAGGCUAUGUUGUUCAGGAUGAUAUUGUAAUGGGAACUUUAACAGUGAGGGAGAAUCUAAGCUUUUCAGCAGCAUUACGUAUGACAGUUCGUUGUACAACAGAUGAAAGAAAUCAAAAAGUCAACGAAAUUAUUGACGAAUUAGGUUUGAACUCUGUUGCAGACAGCAAGGUUGGCACCGAAUUAGUUCGAGGAGUAUCAGGCGGUGAGCGUAAACGAACUAGUAUUGGUAUGGAACUUAUCACAGAACCGCCAGUGUUAUUUUUAGAUGAACCAACAACCGGUUUGGAUGCAUAUAUGGCAGGACAAGUCUUAAAAACUCUUAAAGCUUUAUCAAGACGUGGUAGAACCAUCAUAUUCUCUAUUCAUCAACCCAAAUAUUCAAUUUACAAGUUGUUCGAUUCACUGACUUUGAUUUAUCGGGGCCAGCUAAUCUAUCAUGGACCAGCUAAAAAAGAGCCUAUCCGUUAUUUUGGUCAUUUGGGUUACAUCUGCGAAAAUCACAACAAUCCACCAGAUUUCUUCAUGGAUGUCAUACAUGGUGAAUGCUUACGUCAACAAGGAAGUGCUUUAGUCAGCACAGAAAUCACUUCACUAAAUGGGGAUAUUGUCGACCAUCAUGAUACACAAGAAAAGAUGCAUUUAGUUGGUCAACAGCUCAUUAAUGAAUGGCAGAACUCUGAAAUGGCUCAGCGGGUGUUAGAAGAAGUUAGCUCAAUAGCCAACCGAUUAGAGGAGCAUGAAAAUGGUACGAAUAAAUUCAAAGAUCGUUCAGUCGAUAUAUCAUUUGCAGCGCCAUAUUUCAGACAAGUGCAUAAAGUAUGCUGGAGAACAACACUGAAUCUAUUAAGAGAUCCAUUGGCAUCUGUAAUACAAACAAUUGUAUAUUUAUUUUUUGCAUUAUCAAUGGGUAUAGUCUAUUUUCAAAUGAAUGAUUCCUUAGAAUCUGGUAUACAAAAUCGUACUGGAUUAUUCUUUUUCUGUACACUACAAGUGAUAUUUGUAAAUUUGGCGACAAUUGAACUGUUUAUUAAAGAACGUGCACUUUUUAUACAUGAAAGUUCAAGUGGUUAUUAUCAAGUUUCUGUAUAUUUUUUUUCAAAAAUUCUCUGUGAUAUACUACCAACUAAAGUAUUGCCUAUCAUCUUAUUUAUGCCAAUAUGUUAUUGGAUGGCCGGAUUACAGCGUACUUUUCAAGCGUUUAUGUUUUUUGAAUUAAUCCUCUGCCUUACAACACUGGCUGCAGCCGCAAUAGCUUUAUUCAUUUCAGCAAGUGUUACUGUUUUUGGAUUAGCUAAUGCUAUCCUAUCAAUUAUGUAUGUAUUUAUGAUGGCCUUUUCUGGUUACCUAAUCAACUUGAAAUCUAUGGCAGUUUGGCUUAGUUGGCUUCGUUAUUUUUCAUUAUUUCGUUACAGUAUGGGAGGUUUAUUGGCCAUGGAGAUGACUCCGCUUAGAUUCUGUCCUAUGGAUACAUCGAAUACAACAAUUCAGAGACAAUGUCAAAACGGCACAACGUACUUGGAGGAUCAAGAGAUUCCUUACAAAACUACAUGGGAUUUAUGGUAUAAUGUAUUUGGACAAGUUGUUAUAAUGAUCAUAUUUUACAUACUUUGUUAUAUUCAACUUCGACUACUCAACAAAUAUAAGUAGUACAUUGCCUACUUCUAAACAAAGUAUCUUACUUAUCAUUCAACACAUCAAAUAGAGACACUAUUAUUAUCAUCAUAGUUCAUAAAAAAUUCGAACGGAGGAGGAUAUUUUCGAAGUUCCAAGUCAAUUUAACACAGUUUACAUUUUCAUACAGUUUCUUGAAGUAUCCCGUUUAUCAGCUAUGCAAACAAACGAUAAACUGACCGGUUCUAUGUGAAACCUAAUCUAAAUACAAAUGGCACCGUAAACUUAUGUAUAUAAAUAAUCCUACUCAUCUAUGUGAAUCCUGUUUGAUUUUCCCCGGAAUUUAUUUUGUUGAUAAACACAUCUCACAUUCUAUAUUUUUUUGUCUCUUUACAAUAAUGUUCGCAUAAAAAAUAAAAACAAAGAUUGUACAGAAAAUUGUUUUUCCGUCAAUACUUACAGCUAAUACUGGUUUCCAAGAGGAGGAUAGUCGCAGCGAACUAUACCACGAU